Molecule: messenger RNA, 2145 nt
Organism: Chara braunii
Lineage: Eukaryota; Viridiplantae; Streptophyta; Charophyceae; Charales; Characeae
Source: the annotation of a GenBank genome assembly
UGCUGGGGAGGCCGGCAGGAAGUGGCAGGCAGCCAGCGAUGGACUCUGUCGCUGAAGUCAGGACCGUAUCGCUACUGUCUUCUGGUGGUUCGCUGGGACAAGGAAGAAGUGCGGUGGAUGACGAUGGCGUGAGACGGGGUAGGUUCAGUCAUCUGGAGCCGACACGUGUGUUCGUCGGGCAAUGUGGCGGUAAAGGCGCAAGCAGUGUGCGCCCGCCUAUUGGAUGUAAGCACGUGGGUGGAGCAGUUGGGGGAGGUGGGAGAGGAGGAGGAGGAGGAGGGGCCUUCGCCGCCGCGGCCUCGAGGGCUCUGAAAACGCCCCUGCUGACGAGGCAAUUAGAGAAAGCGAAAUCGUUCUUCCCCGACGCAUUUCACGCUGGCAAGUCGAGAAGGCGGCCGGCGGCGGGCGGCAAGAUAUAUGGACCACCGUGCCGCCUAGCCCAGGCAGAUGGUGGGGGAGCGGCACCGAGGAGAGAGAGAGGGGGGGGGGUUCCGAGGAUGAUGGGUCCGCCGCGUGUCGAUGCCACGUACAGCACCAAUCUAGCCAGCACGGCCGACGCCGUCCUCGAGCCGCCGCCGCUACAGGGGGGAAGGAGUGCGCCGCCGCCACAGCACCAUCAUCAGAAUCUUCAUCAUCCUUCGUCUCAGCAGCAGGGCGGCGGCUCUCCCGCGUCGUUUUCGAGCGCGUCGUCGUCAGCGUCCUUGCUGACCGCGGCGCAACAGCCGGCGCUGCUAGCGGAAUGCUUAGAGAUAACGGGCGGAGGGGUACUAGAGGGGCAUGUGCGCAUCAGUGGGGCGAAAAACUCCGCUUUGGCGGUGUUAGCGGGAGCUCUUUGCUGCGAGGAGCCGUUGAUGUUGCGCAUGGUGCCCGAUCUUCACGACAUCAGGAGGAUGUUCCAAGUUUUGCAGUCGGUGGGCGCGAAAGUGACGCGUGGAAUGGACGGCUCCGAGUCUGUCGUCGGGAUAGAUGCGUCGGGAUUGACAUCGUCAGAACCCUGUCCGGACACUGUGCGCAAAUUGCGUGCUAGCUUCUUCGUCGUGGGAUCGCUGCUUGCCAGACAUGGAGAGGCUGUGGUCCCCUUGCCUGGGGGCUGCAACAUUGGGGCCAGACCUAUCGACCUCCACGUGCGGGGACUGGAAGCGCUGGGCGCCAGAGAACCGGAGGUGGUGGACUUGGCGGAUUUUCUGAUAUCAUGUGGAGGGCACAUCAAGGGUGCAGGCACAAAUUGCAUUGUAAUUCAAGGAGUGAAACGGCUGCAUUCAACAGAUUUCACAAUCAUUCCUGACCGGAUUGAAGCUGGGACAUUUCUGGUGGCAGGAGCGAUAUGCAGAUCGGAAAUCACCAUGUCACCCAUCUGUGUCAGGCAUUUGACAGCGGUGGUCUCCAAAAUGCGAAGUAUAGGAUGCAAUAUGAGGUUCGAUCGGCCGGACAGUCUGACGAUUCUACCACCGUACGACAAUCUUCGAGGAACAGAUGUCACUACUUUACCAUAUCCAGGAUUCCCAACAGACAUGCAGCCUCAGUUGAUGUCACUCCUCUGUCUCUGCGACGGUCAGAGCGUUGUUCGGGAGACCGUCUUUGAGAGCCGAAUGCGUCAUGUGGAAGAACUUCAGAAGAUGGGAGCGAAAAUUAAGGUUACAGGGAGCAGUGCAAUCAUCAGUGGGGGGGACUACGGGAGUUCGCUGUAUGGAGCUCCAGUCAUAGCUACAGAUCUACGGGCAGGAGCAUCACUUGUGCUAGCAGGUCUGGCUGCUGGUGGAAUUACACAUAUUGAAGGAGUACACCACAUAGAUCGUGGGUAUGAAAAGCUGGACGAAAAGCUUCGGCUGUUGGGUGCGCAGAUAAAGAGGCUGUCUCUUAUACACAUCUAGAUGUGUAUAAGAGACAGGCCUACGGUUUACCGGGCAGUUCUAUUUGACGAUAUAUGUAUAUUUUAUAUGUUCGGGAGGCAUUCGGCUGAACACCCGAACAUGUUCGGACGUUCGGAAAAGCUCCGAACAUGUUCGGUGUGCUACACAGGUGUGGUCUUUUUUACUUCAUAGAUAUGUGACAAUACGUAUGUUGAGGAUUGUGUAAUAAGUUACAGAAAGGGAAGGAUGCACCUCUGUGCUUGCAAUUUUUUGCAGAUAAAGAUUCUCAAUAACU